Musa acuminata subsp. malaccensis (wild Malaysian banana) is the source of this 1355-nucleotide messenger RNA. Its product is annotated as thylakoid lumenal 29 kDa protein, chloroplastic. The record is from RefSeq and is a predicted model, not a curated record. Gene Ontology annotation, molecular function: peroxidase activity; heme binding. Gene Ontology annotation, biological process: response to reactive oxygen species; hydrogen peroxide catabolic process; cellular response to oxidative stress. NCBI's taxonomy places the organism in Eukaryota, Viridiplantae, Streptophyta, Magnoliopsida, Zingiberales, Musaceae. Gene Ontology annotation, cellular component: chloroplast thylakoid membrane.
CCGACUUCGAGAUAACGCUUUGCAACCUGUCCACAUAAUACAAUACCUCGCGCUCGCACCGAUCCAUCGGUUCCCGAGAUCACAUCAGUCAGAACGAUGGCGGGAGUUUCGUUCCUCUCCACGCUUACAUCGCUCCGUCUCCGUCCUCACUCGCCUCGGCCCUCUCUGGCCUUUGCCGCCCCCGAGAUCUCCAGUGGCGUCGUCUGCUGCUACCGCAGAGCCGAAGACGCGGGUGAAGCCGAUGAAAGAUGCGUGUAUCAUAGGAGGGACGUUCUUAGAUGCGUCGGCGCUGUCGUUGGCAUGGAACUGAUUUCAAGCUCAGGAUCACUAACAGGAGUGUCCAAUGCUGCUGAUCUGAUACAGCGUAGACAACGUUCUGAGUUUCAGUCAAGUAUCAAAGGAACUCUCUCAACAAUGAUAAAGGGACAACCAGAUCUUGUUCCAUCCAUACUUACGCUAGCACUAAAUGAUGCAAUGACAUAUGACAAGGCUACAAAAUCUGGGGGCCCAAAUGGAUCAAUCCGUUUGAGUGCGGAACUAGGAAGACCUGAAAAUAGUGGACUUUCUGCUGCUUUGGAUCUCAUAAUGGAAGCAAAAAAGGGGAUUGACACAUAUUCCAAAGGAGGGCCAAUUUCAUUUGCUGACCUCAUCCAGUAUGCCGCCCAAGCAUCAAUCAAGAAAACAUUCCUUGAUUCUGCAAUCCAGAAAUGUGGUGGAAAGGAAGACAAAGGAAAACUACUAUACACAGCAUAUGGCUCAAACGGUCAGUGGGGCUUGUUUGACAAACAAUUUGGGCGUAAGGAUGCUGAAGCUCCUGAUCCAGAAGGAAGGAUCCCUCAGUGGAACAAGGCUUCUGUCCAGGAAAUGAAAGCAAAGUUCACUGCUAUUGGCCUCGGUCCACGCCAGCUGGCAGUGAUGUCUGCGUUUCUUGGUCCUGAUCAGUUGGCAACAGAGAACCUUUUGUCAUCUGAUCCUGAAGUCCGUCCUUGGGUUGAGAAGUAUCAACGUAGCCGAGAAACUAUAUCCCAGACAGAUUAUGAGGUUGAUCUGAUAACAUCGCUCACAAAACUGAGUUCUCUUGGUCAGAAAAUUGAUUAUGAAGCAUACACUUACCCUGUGAAGAAGAUCGAGUUAAGUAAAUUAAAAUUGUAACAUACUUUUUGUUGUCUUCACUUUGUUGAUUUCUCAGAUCUGGUUAUGUUGGUCCCAUGUCUUGUUUCUGCUUGCACUGUUCCUGUCAUUGAAGUUUUGAGGUUGUCCAUCAUCUGUAAAGGUUAUCGAAAGACCCUCGUUGGAGGGAAUGAAGAGUGAAUGCAUUUCCAUUAAAAUAGACUAUUUUUUUACGUAAUAAUAAA